Molecule: messenger RNA, 2318 nt
Organism: Chilo suppressalis (striped riceborer)
Lineage: Eukaryota; Metazoa; Arthropoda; Insecta; Lepidoptera; Crambidae
Source: the annotation of a GenBank genome assembly
AUGGAAACAGAGGCCUCUUUAAUCGACACUGAUGCUUCUGAUAACAACUUUAAUAACUACAAACUGGCUUUUAAUGAAAAAGAUUGUACUGACGAUGAUAGUAAUUCUAAAGAAAACCUCCCCACUAAAUUUAAAUCUCCCAAAAGUCCUACUGCUCCAGUAUCAGAAGAAAUAAUAACUGUAAAUAAUUCUAAUUCCUCUCCUAGCCAAGUAAGUAGAAAUCUGUAUCAGGUGACAGUUGCCGCCCCUUCGAGUGAAGACAUGUCCUAUGUUGUACAAAUCGCUCAGGGCUUUCUGAGGGGAUCAAUUUCAAAAUUCGAAGAUGAGACAUACUGCUCUUUCAAAGGAAUUCCCUACGCAAAGCCUCCUAUUGGAGAUUUAAGAUUCAAGGCUCCUGAACCACCAGAACCAUGGGAAGGCGUGCUAGAUGCAUCGAAACACGGACCCGUCUGUCCGCAAUACAACGAGCGCUUGGCUCGCAUCGAGGAAGGAAGCGAGGACUGCCUCUACCUUAACGUCUACACCAAACAUCUACAGCCCGUUCAACCCCUGCCAGUUAUGGUCUGGAUCCAUGGUGGCUCCUUUUAUACUGGCUCGGGUAACUCCGACUUCUAUGGUCCUGAAUUCUUCAUGACCCACGAUGUGGUGCUAGUCACAUUUAAUUACAGACUCGAAGUACUCGGCUUCCUCUGCCUUGAUAACGAACAAGUACCAGGCAACGCAGGCCUCAAAGAUCAAGUCGCAGCUUUACACUGGAUCAAUAGAAAUAUAACAGCAUUCGGUGGAGAUUGUAAUAACAUAACUAUUUUCGGAUGUAGUGCCGGUUCCGCUUGCACCUCUUUCCACCUAAUAUCAGAAAUGAGCGAAGGAUUGUUCAACAAAGCAAUAUGCCAGAGUGGCGUAUGUCUAAACGAUUGGAGCUAUAAUUUAUACGCUCGACAAAGAGCAUUCCAGCUUGGAAACAUGCUUGGGAAAAAAACGGUUGAUGAAAAUGAACUACUGGACUUCUUGAAAGGCGUCCCUGUAUCUAAUUUAGUCAACAUUAAAUUACCACCACUGGAAGGCGAGGACAUGGAUUUGUCCGAUGGUUUAUUGUUUGGACCUGUGAUAGAGAAGGCAUAUCUUAAUGGUAGAAACUUCAUAACAGAACGACCUCCGGACUUAAUCAGAAAAGGACACAUGGCCAAAUUGCCACUAAUUUUAGGGUUUACGUCAGGUGAAGGUAUGGAAAUAACAAGAAAUCUUGAACAUUUAACAAGUUCACUAAACAAAGAAGGAUACCUUGUGCCAAGGGAAUUGAAAUUAGAUUUGAGUCCAGAAAAGAAACGUGAAAUUGAUAAAAAAAUACGAAUGCACUACUUUCAAGGCAGAACAAUAACAACGGAAAUGGUAGAAGAAGUGACUAAUUACAUAACAGAUGCCUUUUUUUCCUUUAAUAUUGUCCGAUUAGCACGGUACUGCUCCCAGUAUCAAGAGGCGAAUCCAAUAUACUUAUACCAAUUCGUAGCAGAGUCUGAAAGAAAUUACUAUAAAAAUCUUUAUAAACUUAAUCAUGUGAAAGGAGUGUGUCACGCUGAUGAAUUGCACUAUCUUUUCCACAUGACGUGUAUUUCCCUGCCUUUGACUGAACAAUCUAGAAAGAUCAUAGACCUAUUUGUAAAAUUAUGGGUUAAUUUCGCAAGUACGGGAAAUCCUACAGGAUCCGAUUACACGGAAAAUUGGAAACCUUUUUCACCUAUUAAUGUCCCCACUGCUGGGGCACAGGCCUUCCCUAUGGAUGGAAUAGGGAGAUUGGGCCAUGACCCACCACGCGGGCCCAGUGCGGAUUGGUGGGUGCUAACGACUGUAGAUACAGUCGGGACCAACGGCUUAACGUGCCUUCCGAAGCACGGAGGAGCUCGAGAUAGUAAAUUUUUGGUCACCCAUCCAAUGACCGACCACUGCGAAAGUAGCUUAAUUUCAACGAUCGCAGCCGAACGUGCUAACCACUUGCGCCAUCGAGCUCUUCAACACACAUAUAUAGACUGUUAAACACUAUACCCUGUCUGCGCGUCGCGCUUCGCGCUCUUGCAUUGCGCAGUCGGGUAAAAAGAGUCAUCUAAUAGAAUUUAAUAAACCUUUGCAUCGAAUCAUUCCAAACUCUUGUAACUCCUUUGGGUUUACUUUAACUUUGGCGUGGUUGAUUCCCAUUAAAGAAACCGUAAGUAUAAUUUCAUUUCAUUUACAGUUAUUAAGCUCAAACUUCAAUCAGAAAAUGUAACAAAAGCCCAAGCACGAAUUUUUGACAACUCCGUAAUGUACCGCAUCGUCAAAGUUUC